CCCAAGCGCUGAGGAAUCAAAGUGUACAGAUUCAUUGAUCGUUGUUUAGUUAAUCAUCCAUCUGGCAGCAUGUUGCGGCUGUCGAUAAGAAGUCCCGCAGAAUGUGUAAUUCUCUGAUAAGACGGUGCUGUGUCUGUGGAUUAGAUAUUGACUGGAGGGAAUUUUCAUUAGCAUUAAUAAUCGAAUGUCAAUGCAAUCUCGGAAGCGAUUGCCACAAAAGCGAUGAUGUGAUUCGUCUUGUGGGGGACAUAAAAGGGUGCCCGGAGUCAAACCAGUGCCGCAUUCGCUAUUCGAAGCGCAACAAGAGACUAAUUCAAAUGGAGAAUCGUUCAAUGCUGAUUCUACUGCUACUGGCGGUGAGUGUGGCGAGUGGCAGUGCUUCGCAUGACCCGAGAAUCGCCGCUUUGUGCCGGCUUUCGACCGCCUGGAGACUGCUGCCCGAUGAGCGACACUGCGGCAGGUUCUAUGUCUGCACCGGCGAUGCGGAGGAUGCCUACCAGGAGUUCAGCUGUCCGCUCGACUAUCGCUUUAGCGCCGAGCAGGGUAUCUGUGUGCCCGGUGCCUGCAGCGAGGUGACCAGCUCCUGCAACGCUUCCACCAGUGCGGAGCGCAUACCGAGCGACUGCACCCGCUACCGCCGCUGCACGCCAGCCGGCGCCUACUCAGUGGCGCGAUGCGUCACUGGCAGCUACUUUGACACCGGACGACGCGCCUGCCUGCCAGUGGCCGUGACGGCCGCUCACCAGUGCAGCUGUCUGCUGCCGGACCACGCCACGGUGGCCAAUCCGAGCGACUGCGAGACCUACUACCGCUGCGAGAGCGGCGAGGCGGUGCUCGUUCAGUGCCCUGCGGGCCAAUACUUUGAGAGCAGCGUGGGCAGCUGUCUGCCGGACACGACUGGCAUCUGUUUCGAGAGGCCCACAUUUCCGCCGUUCCUUACGGACCACGCGCUCGCCCUGGACGAGUGCAUCAGCACUGGCAGCCGGCUGGCGCCCCACAGCAGGGACUGCGGCCGCUACUUUGUCUGUGCGGACAAGCGUGUCCUCGAGAUGAGGUGUCCCAGGGGCCAGUACUUUGAUGCGGUGCACCAUUACUGCGCCCUGGACCUCGCCAGCGAGUGUCAGCGACCUGAGAGCGAGGCGAAGACUCUCGAGGUGACAGAGACGGCGGCGAUAGCGAAGAAACCACCGCCACCACCAGAACGGGAAGUCGCCGCGAGCUACGAUAAAUUCUCGUCAAAGUUUGUUUCGUUUUGAGACAUUUAAAGUACUUAAUAAAAAUAUUAGA
Drosophila subobscura is the source of this 1287-nucleotide messenger RNA. Its product is annotated as peritrophin-48. The transcript has 3 exons. Gene Ontology annotation, cellular component: extracellular region. Gene Ontology annotation, molecular function: chitin binding. Lineage: Eukaryota; Metazoa; Arthropoda; Insecta; Diptera; Drosophilidae. The record is from RefSeq and is a predicted model, not a curated record. The coding region runs from base 102 to 1256 and encodes 384 amino acids.